Molecule: messenger RNA, 1495 nt
Organism: Sceloporus undulatus (fence lizard)
Lineage: Eukaryota; Metazoa; Chordata; Lepidosauria; Squamata; Phrynosomatidae
Gene: DUOXA2
Product: dual oxidase maturation factor 2
Exons: 7
Coding region: 51-1022 (323 amino acids)
Biological process (GO): protein transport
Cellular component (GO): endoplasmic reticulum membrane
Source: RefSeq, a predicted model, not a curated record
UGCAAGGUGUGCCUUUUGCAAAGCUCCUGCCAGCGCCACCCUGCCUCAAAAUGACACUCUUCGAUGGAGUCUACCCCUUCUACCCGCAGCCAAGGAAGCCCUUCGUGUUUGACAUCAACACCAUCAUUGUCAUUGUGGUCUUCCUGGUGAUUGCCUUCAGCUUCCUACUCAUUUUGCCUGGCAUUCGUGGCAGAGCGAGGCUCUACUGGCUUUUCCGGGUCAUCAUUAGCCUUUUUAUUGGAGGAGUGAUUGUUGCUGUUCACUUCACCUCUGACUGGGAGAGGGGCAAGGUGAAGGCCAACACUACCUACAAGUCCUUCAGUCCUGCCCUGGUGGAUGUAGAUAUUGGGCUCCACAUUGGCUUGAAGGGAGUCAACAUCACACUGGUUGGAAACCCUGUGGAUCAACUCAACGAAACCAUCAACUACAACGAGUAUUUCCCCUGGUGGUUUGGGGCCAACUAUGACUACGAAUACAAUGAGGGCUUGCAUCGGGGCUUGCCGAAUCCUAUCCUCUAUGUGGCAGAGAAGUUCAGUGGAAACAGCCCCUGUGGCUUGCAUAAUCUCUACAGGAUUGCUGGGCAUUAUGCAUCUGCUACUUUAUGGGUUGCAUUCUGUGCUUGGCUCGUCUCCAACAUGCUUUUCUCAAUGCCGGUUCCAGUGUAUGGUGGCUACAUGAUCCUCGUCACAGGGGCCUUUCUGAUCUUUGCACUGCUCUCCUUCUCCACAGUGAGGAACUCUCCAACAUGCAUCAUCCAAUUUGGCCAUGCUUCUCUGCAGGCUGCCUACGGAGCAUCUUUCUGGCUAACGCUUGUCACAGGGCUGCUCUGUUUCCUGAUCGGAGCAGUGGUGAUCGCAAUGAACUAUGCCUGCCCGAACCUCCUGAAAGCUUUCUUUGACCUGGAUGAUGAUGAGGAAGAAGACAAAGCUGUGCUAGGAGAGGUCUUCGUCAAUCCUCACUUCCCUCAACUUCAGAACAUCUCUUCACAGCCCAAUUUUAGACUGACUGUCAAGAACAGUUAGAGCACAAACCUGGCCUGGGACUCUUUUGAAUAGUGACUGCAGUCUGUCCUGGCCAAGCCAGAGAAUGGCAUGACACCCCAAAUUGGACUUUUCUUGCCACUGUAACCUUAGGUAGCUGAGGUCCAAGCCUCAUUAUUUGUGCUGAGUCUGGAAAACAAUCAUAAGACACUUCUCUGGGUGUUGUAAUGCCGCCAACUGUGGGAAGAAAACCAGAGGGAUAGCUAACAUUGAACUGAGAAGGCAUUGCCCCUGGGCUUCCAGCCACAAGAGGCUUCUGCAGCUCUGCAAGACAAGAUGGCAGCAUAGGAGCUCAGUGAGCCUGCCUAUAUGUCUUCCCCCUGGAUCCCUAUGAAGGAAGAGGCCAUGGGCUGGAAUACUGAUGGCUUACACAUGUGUAAGUUCUUCUGUGGAAGCAGUUGGACACUUCUUACUGAUGCAGAAUGGCUAUUUCAGCUCAAGGUUGAAGAAGCAGA